Closterium sp. NIES-65 is the source of this 1200-nucleotide messenger RNA. The record is from the annotation of a GenBank genome assembly. Lineage: Eukaryota; Viridiplantae; Streptophyta; Zygnematophyceae; Desmidiales; Closteriaceae.
AUGGAAGGUGCAUACAACCUCCAUUCCCAGCCCUCCCACCCUAUUCGCUCCGGUUCCCGCCAGUCCCCUACUUGCCGCUACUGCAAGAAAACCGGACACACUAUUGACGAAUGCUUCAAGUUGAAGAAGAAGAAAGAGAUCGAAGAAAGCUCUCGACGGGAGAAAUCUGUCAUCCAGCCUUCGGUGCAUGUGUCAACAAGCUCCUCCGCCGACAUCCCUUCGACCUCCACAACACCUACUGCCCCAUCAGCCUCUCAGUCCGUACCUGAUUCCCGGUACGUUGACAUUGCUUUCAGCACCAGCCACGGCUCCAUCCUCCCCACCUGGACUCCUCUCGUCGCUACUCUCUUCAUCUUCACCAUCCUCCUCCUCCUCCUCCUCCUCCUCCUCUUCCCUUAUGGUGCUCCCUAUGCAUCGGCAUUCACGGCCUCUUCAUCAAACCUGGUCCGGACGUCUUCCUGGCUGGUGGACAGCGGCGCAUCUUCCCAUAUCUGCUCCGAUCGCUCGCUGUUUUCAUCUCUCCAGCAGCCAACUGAUGAUAUUAUCGUUCGCUUUGGUGGCGGAGAGACUUACAAGGUCUUGGGAGUCGGCACGGUGGUGGCUACUCUUCGUUCCCAAACCUCGGAAACCACCAUUCAGCUAGACAACGUUCUGUUUCUCCCUUCAUCGGUUCACAAUCUGCUCUCAGUUCGUGCACUUGGAGCUGCCGGCAUUACCGUUUCCUUCCCCAUUGCUGGGCGGGUUGAGCUCAAGACUGAUGAGGCUCUUAUUGGCGAAGGCUUUACCCGCAACAAUCUGUUCUAUCUUCAGCUGCAUCAUGGAAAGAGUGCCGCCCCCCCCAUCAACCCAUCGGCAUGUCCAGUCUCCACCACCUCCUCCUCAUACCUUUGGCAUCGCCGUUUCGGGCAUCUUAACAUGCGGGACUUGUCAACACUUCAUCGGCAGCAGCUGGUCUCCGGUCUUAACCUCUCCUCCUCCUCAAUUCCUCAAUGCAUCUCACCCAACCUCCCCUCCCUCUCGUUCACCUCCCAUGACCUCUUCCACCACCCUCCUCCCCCCAUCUCCAAAUCUGCCAGCACCAGCAACCUCUUCUCCUCCUCCUUUGUUUUCCAAUCUUCCUCUGCCCUCGACGCCGCAAGACUUCCGCCUUCCAUCCCUCUCCUCUCCUUCUUCAGCUCGUCCUCCCCCUUGCACCUCUAG